AUGGAACUCGAGAAUGAGCAGCGAACGCUCAUGCGCUCGCUGUGCGAAUUUGCCGUGCGUGUGCUCUGUGCGUCUCCCGAGACGCCAACGAGCGUCGCGUGGCAUGAGGACGUGUGGAGACGCGGUAUCGUGCCGACUUUCCAGCGUUUAUGUCUCUGUAUGACGCGCCUCGACCAGCUGGAGAUGCAGAAAACGAAGGAAAAAGAACAAGGAUUUCUAGUACAAGAAGAGAGACCCAAGGCGCCGUUAGGUCUGUUGAGUUUGCGGGACUAUUCGGUGCUACAGGCGGCAAUCGAGGUGCUGUUCUGCUGGAGCGCGUACCCUCGCGUAGCUGCAGGUGUGCUACUGCCCGUGGAGAAGAGAAGACACACACGUACAUUAGCUAUUUCUACGAACGUGCUUACGUGGGGGUAUCGCCAAUACCAUGCCUGCCGAGACAUUAACGACGGAGAAAAUGGUCAGAGUGAAGAAAAGAUGCGCGAGCUGCUGGACAUUACCCAGGUGCUGCUACUGUUGCUGUCGCUUCCACAGCUCCAGCCAGUUUUGCUGCCCAAGUACGUAGUAGACCUGCUAGCCUUGCUCGUGUACGGAGAAGUCGCGGUAGACGCGGAAAGAGUGUUAUCUGUCCGUACAGAGUUUGUUCGAUUGCAAGACGCGAUGUUACGUGUGCUGCCGCUGCGCAUGAGUAUGAGCAGUCUACGCGCGGCACUUGGCCAAGCUACUCCCGCAGCAAGUGGCCACGCAGCAUGUCAGCGGUUCAAAGCACGUUGUGGCAGCUUAUUGUCUCGAUUGCUGAUGGAGGACGGUGGAAUUGUGGCUACCAUCGAAAUGAUGCUUGGAGCGGUGGACGAGGGAAACACACAAGCUAGAAUGCAGGUCGCCACUCUUAUUUGCAAGUGUCCCAACAAUGAAGACCCUGGGAAGUACGUGAUUGCUUUAUGCGCACAAGUACGCGAACUGCUGCUUGCAGCCGUGACGCCUGAAAAGGGACGUAUUUGCAGCAAAUUGCUCGGUGAGAUGGCGGCAUUGCUUGCCGAUCAGGUGGCGGCACGCCACCCGGAGCUGUUUGACACGCACAUUUUGUCCGUUUUGUUUCGCCCGUUGCUGAUCUAUGAGGACAGUCGACCAGACGCGAUGAUCGCCUCAGCCAAGGAGACGUGCGAAGAAGCGUUGACGCAUUGUGUGAGUACCACCAGACUGCUCAUUUGCGGCCCGCCUCCGUCUCAACAGCUUUUACAAGCUCUCACCCCAAUCGUUCGCCCCCUGGUGCACAUGUACGCUUUUGCAGCGACGAGCAAAAGCUUUCUGGCGUCACCUCUACGUGCGGUGCUGAUUGCGUGGAUUCGUUCGUGCCCGAAUGCUGCAGUUUCUCUGCAGUUUGCGCUGCUUCCAGUACCGUUGCCCUUGCCGCCAACCUUGGUCGCUUGCGGAUAUGGACGAAGCCAUAAUGAAGCGUCAUGGCGACCACUGCUGCAAUUUUCUGCUGGAGGGGGUGGUGGCAUCUCGCUGAGACAUGUCCAGUCCCCUGUCUCGAUAGCAGGUGAACAAAACGAUGCAACGGGGCCACUGAAAGCGAUGAUAAUGCCUCUGGUUGGACUACUUGGUGACAAGGAACUCGAAACAUCGGACGUGGUAGGUGAUCUCUUUUCGUCACUCCUGUUGACGUACAUGAACGUCCGAAAACACGGCGAGGCAGCAGUGAUUGAUUUAAACGCCAAGAGAGGCUGUAUGACUUCAGGAUUCGCGUUUUGUGGAUCUGAAAAGAUUCCUAUGACUGCCAAAAGUGUCGAAAUCGUAUUGAUGUUGCUUGUGGCACUCAUCGAGUGUUUAGGGUCAUCUGUGCUACGCAGUGCUACGACAGUGCUGCAGUGCAUUGGAAUUGUGUUGGAGAUGUACAACACCCCUGUGACACCGUUGGUGGACAAAAGGCAGCAAAUUGAUAGCUUUGUACAGGUUAAUGAUACUGAUGGUGAAGAGGAAAAAGGUGAUGAGAUUCUGAUAGUAUGCUUGGGUGUAGUGCUGACCAUUCUCGAGAUGGGAUCGGCACACCGCAGCGACUCAGAAGAGCAGCAGCUUCGUGAAAUGCUUCCUGUGCUGGAGAUAUUGUCGUGCCACGAGCGACCUGAAGCUGCAGGACUUGCGAGCGAGGUGCGUGCACGGAUUCUGAGUCGUAGCGCCGUGGAAGCGAUAACCACAAACACGGUUAGAGCAGGCGAACAGAGUUUCGAAGAACUGCUUGAAAAAGCUGAACAAGAUCUUUCAAGUGAGCUGGUACCGCUGCGGGCUCGUGGAAUCGUAACGCUGACAAAACUUGUCCGUCAAAGCCAUUUGCAUUCACGCGAUUCUGAGUGGACGUCGCGGGUACACGUUUUGGCUCGCGUCUUUUUGGCUCAUCUACAUGACGCAGAAAGCUACGUGUUUCUUGCGGCUGUACAAGGUCUGGCGGCGCUAGCAGACGUGGAUCCCGAUGUGGCCAUUCCUGCACUGGUAAAAGCACUGAGGGAUGAUAAUGAAUCACUGGAAGCUCGCAUUAAGCUCAGUGAAGCGUUGCUGUUUUCAGCGAGGCGAUGUGGUGAGACUCUGCCCAAGUAUGGCAAGCUGUUUGUGUACGCAUACUUGGAUUGCAUUCGCCCCUCGCCUUCUCAGACGAAGCGAGUGAAGAGCGUACAAGAUGAGGCGAGCACGUGCGUGCAGCUUGUUCAAGAGGUUCAGAUGGAUGAGGUAAAAGUAGAGGCGGAAGAGAAAGUCGAACACUCUGACAACGGGCCGGAGAAUGAACAGGAACUUCAUGUCGCCGCCACUCUGCGGGCGAGCUGUUUGUCAAAUCUGGCUGAAGUGUGUGUUCUGCUACAGUGGGGGCUGCAGCCGUACUUGUUGGACGUGCUCACGUGUGUGUUUGGCGUUCUUCAACUGGAGCUUGAGGUUGAGCGUGAUACCAAGCAUCGACCGAUGCCUGUUGAUAUGGAUGUCACUGAGGACCAUGAUAGGACAAAACUGCGGAGACACCAAGCGGAAGAGUGGCAGCAGCGUGUUGUAGCAGUACGACGUGGAGCGGUGUUUGUGCUUCGGUAUCUCGUUGAACUGCUUGGCUGGAAGAUUUUGGAACUCAUGCCGGAUCAGCUGCUGCCACUCUAUCGUGCGCUCAAGCACGUGGCGCGUGUGGAUCGAGAUGAUGUCGUAGUUUUCCAUGCCAAUCGAGCGCUGAGUGUGCUUGAUGAUGUCAUGCGAGCUGAAUUGUUUCCAAGUGUGGGACAGCACGACGCGGCUUUUUGUAUCUCGAGUCUGCGCAUUUCGUAA
Hyaloperonospora brassicae is the source of this 3297-nucleotide messenger RNA. The record is from the annotation of a GenBank genome assembly. NCBI's taxonomy places the organism in Eukaryota, Oomycota, Peronosporomycetes, Peronosporales, Peronosporaceae.